AUGCGUACCAGUGUUUGCUCAGUGAUGCACCGCUUUGGCCCAUCAUUUCAAACCGGUGGGUCAUUGAUCAAAAGCCUCACGUCUUCCUGUAGACACUUUCGUUCAUGUAGUAACAGUGGCGUCUUGAUUGUGGCCUCCCUUUCAGCCGCCACGGCCGUACAAGGGGGCAUCAGCAAAAACAGCACCCAUCCAACACUCUUGGAGGCCCGUCGGCACCUCUUUGAAAACCGAAAGAAAUUCCCCGGUGUCGACCACCAACCAAAGAAAGAACAGUGGCAGGAGCGGGCACCUCACAGCGAUGAUGCCGCGGUUGCCGCACGGAAUUCCACGUUGUUCACUCACGUCGCUGGUGGUGAUGGGCGUGGGAUGCGUGCUGCGCCGACGCCUGAGGCUCUCCCAAGUGCGGCGGAGCUCGAUCGCGUGCUACCAUCCCUGCAGCAACUGCGGGAUGAGAUUCCAUCCGCAACGGAGGCGCAACGAGCCAUGGAGAGUGAUAGUGGUAAUAAUUCCAUAUGGGGGUCCAAUAUUGCCGAAAAGGAUGACGAUGAGGAUGAAUAA
Molecule: messenger RNA, 558 nt
Organism: Trypanosoma theileri
Lineage: Eukaryota; Euglenozoa; Kinetoplastea; Trypanosomatida; Trypanosomatidae
Exons: 1
Coding region: 1-558 (185 amino acids)
Source: RefSeq, a predicted model, not a curated record